Daphnia pulicaria is the source of this 1536-nucleotide messenger RNA. RefSeq lists its product as uncharacterized. The coding region runs from base 108 to 1433 and encodes 441 amino acids. The record is from RefSeq and is a predicted model, not a curated record. NCBI's taxonomy places the organism in Eukaryota, Metazoa, Arthropoda, Branchiopoda, Diplostraca, Daphniidae. The transcript has 5 exons.
CGUAAAAAGGUGCGACACCAAGAAUACGUUUAGUUUCAUUUCGGACACCACGUCAUGAACUAGCUCAUUCAUACGGUCAAGAAACAACAGUGUGAAACACAGACGAGAUGUUUGGAAAUAGCUUCUCGGAAAGGCAAGUGAGUAGGCCAUGGAUACAGGAAUUGUUAACACAAGAGAAAUCUAGAAAUCUUACCAGUGCGACGACAAACGCGGAUGGAUAUCUGAAAAGCCAAAAUGUGCAACUAUCCCGGAUACCAACCGAUGUUAGUUUACAAGUUUUCCGUUUUGCGGGUAACAAAUCACUACAAAGAAAAACAAAAUCAAAUGCAAAAAUGAUAUUACUCGUCCCCAAGUUCGUAAUAGCAGUAGGAGCCAUAACAGCGGCCAUCGCUGUGGCUGUUACCUCGCACGGAAAGCAUACUAAAAUAGAAGAAAUCGAUUUCGACUCUAGUCUACUCAACAUUCUAACACCUAUUAACGACUUACCGAUGCCAGUGACAGGAGUAGACUUUCCAUCCGACGGAUGUGGAGACAAUUCGGUGCGAUUCAAUGGAACUUGCUUUCCGGUUUUACACAAAGGUCCAUGCCAUCGAAUUGAAUGGGUCACCAUAGAUCCCAUUACAUUGCAGGGACGUUGCACUCCACGUCUUUGCGGUCGAGAAAGGGUAUUAGUUGUUCGCGAUGGACUUUGUCACGAUAUUUACGAUCCUGGCGAGUGCCAAGGUGGCCGACGACUUUAUUAUACAGCCUACGGAGAUCCCAUAUGCGAUUGCCCAAUCGGACAAUAUCCAUUUCCGCACCCCCAUGACAACUGUGUCCCACUUUUCACCCAAGGGCCUUGCCAAGAUGGAUAUGUAGUAAGCAUUAAUCAAGAUGGACGAUUGGGCUGCACGCCAGCUGAAUGUGAAUCAACCGAUGGGAAAGACUUUUUACAACAGUUGGUGUUGGCCAAUAAAGCAUGCUACGUCCUAGGAUCCCGGGGCCCUUGUUCGACUACUUCCCAGCUACUGGGCUACGAUAUCUUCAAAAGGCGAUUGCAGUGCGUCAAUCUCCUGGAUCCUUUCUCGCCCUAUUUCUCUUGGCACGAAGAAAACAAUUUGCUUGAUAGCAUCUACAAUCACCUGCAUCUGGAAUCCGAUGAAUUUCGAACAUCCUUAGUCUAUCAAAGUCUAGAGGGGAGAAACGACACACUCCGCAGACAGGGCGCGAACACCGCUGGAAUAUUUCAAUUCCCUAGCUCCUCACCGGACACACUAUUAAAUCCAUGUCGGACUGGAGCGAGACAAGGGGCAAAUUAUAAAUGUACCAACCCUUUAGUGCCCAACAUGAAUCGGAGAGACCUGCUGCCAGUUGUACGACCUAGAGUGAAAACCAACUGUGAAGGUAACGCAAUGUUCAUCGCUAUAACUGGUCAAUGUCGACCACGAUUUUAGUUCAAAUGUCCAAAUCACAAGAAUCAAAAUCUAAAUGUAACGGCUGAUCAUGGCAAAUUGGCCAUAUCAUAAAAAUUUUGAAUACACAAGCGAGUUACCUUUG